UUUGCAAGGACGGAGAGCAAGUUCGGGUUCCGGACCGGCCGAUCACUCACUUGCCUUCCCCCACCACGCACGAUGUCGUUAGCUGAGGCCUCCGAAGCGCGUAAGGCGCGUCUGCAGGCGCUGAGGAGAAGGAAGGAAGAGGGGGCUGGGGCGGACGAGCCCAUCCUCAAGCACCGCAACUUCGACCCCGAAUCACGGCAAGCGAAGAAGCGAGCCACCAAGGCUGAUGCGGAUGGCGACGCGGUCAUGGACGACACGGUUGAAAAGAGUGUCGCAGGUCUUGCAGAACGCAUCGUCGCGGAGGACGAGGAGCGCCGGGCGCAAGAGCUCGACGUGUUCAACAUCGCGCCGAAGCGCGCAAAUUGGGAUUUGAAGCGGGAUAUGGAGAAGAAGCUUGCGAGGUUAGAGCGGAGGACGCAAGAGGCGAUACAUACGCUUAUACGACAACGGCUGGCAGCACAAAAGGGCCAGUCGGACGACAUCGUCGGCGCCAUGAACUCGCAGGCGAAGGACGAGCAAUUGUCCGACGAGGACGACUGAUCAAUCCCUCCUCAUCUUUACGAACCUUGGCCUUGUGUUCUUGCUGUACCAUCAUUCCGGACUAUCCAUCGCUGUAUUUUUGUGCUGGAAGCAAUUGCGACUCGCUUUCGUGCGCUUCAAGGC
This is a messenger RNA of Schizophyllum commune H4-8, 663 nucleotides long. Its product is annotated as mRNA splicing factor. The record is from RefSeq and is a predicted model, not a curated record. The coding region runs from base 73 to 540 and encodes 155 amino acids. The transcript has 3 exons. Lineage: Eukaryota; Fungi; Basidiomycota; Agaricomycetes; Agaricales; Schizophyllaceae. Gene Ontology annotation, cellular component: U2-type spliceosomal complex; post-mRNA release spliceosomal complex.